AUGGACAAUCAUCGGGAAACAUCGUCGCAUAGAGAAAUACACCAUAAUUUGCCACGUUAUAGUACUUCGAACGCUUAUCAAGAGGCUUACAACAGCGAGCACGAUAUCCGAUUGCCAGAAGAGAGAUCUUCCGUGGAAAGUGUCUCCGAGAUUGAGGAACCUGGCAUUAAUAAAAACAACAUAUAUAAUCCAUACCCGAAUGAACCGGUUUACGGCAAAGUGCUGCCAAAGAGUAACCACGCCACGCUUCGUGAGAGAUACCAACGAUUCAACGAUUACUCGGAGCUGAAUAUGCCAGAGGCGGUAACCGCGAUGCAAAAAUUACAAAGGCUGAAGGAGCUGCAGAUGAAACGAGACAUUAGCGAAAGAUACUACUCGCAAGAAAUCAAACGAUUGAUCGGCGAAUAUUAUUUCGGCCCGAGAGUUGCCUCACCGUCCUCCAAGUUCACCACCGGAACGUUGCAAAGUUCCAGUUUUCAUCCAUCUUCGGGAGGUCGGUUGAAAAACAAUCUCGAGCCAUGUGGCACAAUGACGACGAUCACGCGGUUGGACUGUGGGUGUAUUCAGGAGACGACGAGGCCAAUUUUUACGACGGCAAGGGGCCGUGUUCAAAGGAGAAAAUGCAAUCUAUCUCAAGAUGAGAAGCUUUUGAAGUUGACUUCGUUGAACCCCCAGGAACACUUGUUUUCGUCGUUGGAGCAACCUAAGGAUACGUAUCGCGCGAAAAUGAAGAAACGGUUGUCCCUGGACUCGCGAAUGUGCCCGAAGAUCUCUCCUGCCGGCGAUCAGGAGUUUGAGACGGAAAACGAGAAGAAAAACAAGGAACCGGAACAAAAGAUAUCCGAACAUAUUUCGAGAACAACGUCCCCUCAACGAAAAUUUAGCGAUACAUCAGCGACUUCGUAUUAAAAUGCAAAUU
Messenger RNA from Bombus huntii, 919 nucleotides. RefSeq lists its product as uncharacterized. The coding region runs from base 1 to 909 and encodes 302 amino acids. Lineage: Eukaryota; Metazoa; Arthropoda; Insecta; Hymenoptera; Apidae. The transcript has 3 exons. The record is from RefSeq and is a predicted model, not a curated record.